This is a messenger RNA of Camelina sativa (false flax), 833 nucleotides long. RefSeq names its product mavicyanin. Gene Ontology annotation, cellular component: plasma membrane. The record is from RefSeq and is a predicted model, not a curated record. Lineage: Eukaryota; Viridiplantae; Streptophyta; Magnoliopsida; Brassicales; Brassicaceae. Gene Ontology annotation, molecular function: electron transfer activity.
AAAAAAAAAAGAAAAACAAAGACGUGGUGCCAUAGCUCUAGUUUCUUUUCGUUUCUUUUCAUCGUUCACGGAAAGAAAUGGUAUUUUCUCGGGUAAACGUGUGUUCAAUAAUAGUGUUGAUAAUACUUAUGGGUAUGUUGCGAGAGUCUUUAGCCUCAGUCCACAAAGUGGGUGGCUCCGCCGGAUGGACUAUUCUCGGCAAAGUCGACUACAAUAAAUGGACUUCAUCCAACACUUUCACCGCCGGAGAUUCUCUCCUAUUUGUGUACAAUAGCCAGUUUCACAACGUGAAGCAAGUGAGCCGCCGUGACUUCCUCUCGUGCAACGCCACGUCAGCCAUGGCCACCUACACUUCGGGAUCCGACACGGUGGCUCUUACAAAACCCGGCCACUUCUAUUUCCUCUGCGGCUUUCCUGGCCACUGCCAAGCCGGUCAGAAGCUCCAUGUCCUAGUGGGUGCCACCAUAGGCAGUCCCAGCCUCAGCCCAGCUUCUACCCCUGAUCCGUCACUUUCCCCCGGGUCAUCUCCAUCUCCGGCCAGGGUUUCCGAGGAUACCGCUCAAAACGGUGGCUUUUCAUCGUCAGUGUCAACGGCUUUGACUUCAGCUAUGAGUGGUGUUGUCGUGUUUUUGGUGGCAUUGCUCUAAUAUUGAUUAAGAGAUUUGGUCACGUUUUGUUUUUACUUAUGUUUCCCUAAUUUUCGGCUUUGUGUGUGUGUGUUUUACUUUUACUUUUUCUACCUAGCCACUUCCUUUUGUUACUUGUUUUUGAAACCUUUAUAAUGAUUAAGAGUAUUAGGUAUGAUUAAUGAUCUUAUGUUGUCGGUUGAUGUG